AUGCCCGACCCACACCGCUACAUGCCGCACUCCUUUCUCAAGGUGGACACCACCAGACUCGACCAGUGGCGCCCGGCUCUAGACGACGCCGCCACCGACGCCGUGCGGGUCAUCAACUCCCACCGCCCGCGCGACCAACACCUCGCCCUGGACCAGGUCCAGACCGACGGUGUGCAGGUCGGGCGCGCCCUGGCCUUCUCCGGCACCAUCGAGCUGGCCGACCACCACCACCCUCCACACCCCUCGGCCUACACCUUCACCCAGCACUCGGACUUCAUCCACCUCCAGCCCGUCCAGCCCCUCGCGCCGCUGUGGGCACUGCCCUCACCCAGCGCUUCGCUGAAAACUGAGCCCGUCGAUCAGCUCCCCCAGCCCGACGAGGACCCCGUGUUCCCUGAGGUGGAGCUCGAAGGUCCGCUGGUGCUCCAUCUCGACCAGCAGCUGUACGACCCGGUCCUGCGGCUGCCGCACUCGGUCGAGGUGGGCGCAGUGCGGGUCAUCAGGGUCGGACCCGGCGUGCGGCUGCGCGUUGGCGGCGUGAGCCAGAUGAAGCUACGGUCGUCGCUCGACGUGCAGCGCAACAUCAAGCUGCUCGCGCUGAUGGACGAGAACAACGCCACGACAGCCAAUCUUCAUCAGCAGGGCGAAAUGGACGUGCCUGAGCUCGAGCUCAAGCUGGUCGACCAGGGCCGGGCGUUCCGCAUGUGGUCCUCAUCGGCCGAGCGGGUCAAGGCCAAGAGGCGAUCGGCCCACGUGCUCGAGCUCCUCCCAACUGCCGCCAGCCCCUCUGCUGACGUCAGCAGCCAGGUUACGACGACCAGCCACGGCCGCACCGAUCUGGCGCCUAGGUCCGCCUCUGAUGCGAGCCUGUGGGUCCUGUCUCAGGCCAACCUCCUACGGGGCGUGAUAGGCGCCUUUGCCCAGGCGGCCGAGGAGCAGCCGGUGGUACUGCGUCGCGUGGUCGAGGCCAAGGCCGAGGCCGUCAGCGUGCUCGUGAUCCCGAUGACCCUCAGGGAGCAGCCCCACAACAACCAUGGCGGCAAGACGUCUCAGUGGCAGGUCGUGGUCACCCGCGGCGCGGACGGCAGGCACACGGUGGUGUCGCACCAGCAGCUGGUCCAGCAGGAGAGCCACGUCACCGUGGCGCCGUGGGUGUGGGCCAACACGACCACGCCGGCGGUCAUGCGCACCGUGCAGCUCCUCGAGAAGAAUGCCCACCGACCCGCCCAAGCAUCCAGCUGA
This is a messenger RNA of Acanthamoeba castellanii str. Neff, 1242 nucleotides long. RefSeq lists its product as uncharacterized. Lineage: Eukaryota; Discosea; Longamoebia; Acanthamoebidae. The record is from RefSeq and is a predicted model, not a curated record. The transcript has a single exon. The coding region runs from base 1 to 1242 and encodes 413 amino acids.